AUGAUAGAACGACAUCGCUUGCCAUCUGCUUCGUACCACUCUCCAUUUGAAAACGAGUGCUGGUCUCGAUGUCUUUUCGCUGAACAACUAGUGAUGAUCAUUGACGACAACCGUGACGCAGCACAGAUCGCUCGUCAUGUUGCAAAUAAGCAGCCUGGUCCCGCUCCAUUCUUCGUCAUGGACAUGCCUUCAGUGAUGGCCCGUGUUGACGACUGGCAGCGUCAUCUGUCACGCGUCCAAGCUUAUUAUGCUUUAGGUUGUAACGCGGAUCCUGUUCUAGCACGAAUCCUCGCUGACGUUGCUCGAUUAGGAUUUGCUGUUUCUGAUACGCAGCAGUUAGUUACGGUGAGUGUCAUUAUGGACUGUCCUCUGUGGACUCGUAAAGCAAUGAGAGUUGCUGGUGAAUGUCAUGUUGGAACAAUUGUCAUAGAAAACGAGAAAGAACUGAUGGAUGCUAUUAGCUAUGCUCCACAUGCGCGCAUAUUACUCGCUAUGUCACUAGCUGCACGCCGAAAUAACAGCGAUUCGCUCUGCGCCAGCAUUGAGGAGCUUGAAGAAAUAAUAAUAACGGCACUUGAACUCCGUGCAAAUAUCGUAGGAAUUAGGUUGAUUUUAAAUUUCCGUCUCACUGGAAUUUUGGUGAUACCAAAGUCGUUGACAAGAAAUAAGAAUUUUAAAGAAAAUGAGAGAAAACCGAAGACUUUAUCCGUGCGUCAUAGUAUUGUGCCCAUUUCUGAAGGUAGUUUUGUCGAUCAUUUUAUGAGUUUUAGGUAUUUUGCGGCAUCAGCAUUUGUGUUGUGCACAAAUGUGAUUGGCAAGAAGGCACUUGAGGCACGUUAUAUUACCAAGGAUGAUUUCGAUGAUGGUGUUGGCUUCGUGUACCAAACGAACGACAGCGUCUAUGGGUCGUUUGGUUGUCUUCUAAUGAAUUCCCAGCCGGAGUGCAUACCACUUGAUGAUGUUUCUGAUGCACCACAGCACUUCGGCACCAUUCUCGGUGCUUCACUACAACCGGGUGACGUUGCUCAGUCACUGAUACGCUGUCGCCAACUAUGCGUGGGCGAUUGGCUGCUGUGGAGAGAUGCAGGGGCGUAUACCAUGCCGCUCAAUGGGGAAUAUGCUGUACCGCCGGUUUAUUAUUUUAUCGGAUGUGACAGUCAUGUUGGUAACAGUGAUUCAGAUGCGAUGGAUACGGCGUCAGACGGAGCGAGUGACGUGGAAAGCUUAGACGAAUAUGACAAUGAGGAUUUGACAGAAUGUUUCGAUCGUGUGUUCUUAUAUUCACAGUGA
Messenger RNA from Angiostrongylus costaricensis, 1290 nucleotides. The record is from the annotation of a GenBank genome assembly. Lineage: Eukaryota; Metazoa; Nematoda; Chromadorea; Rhabditida; Metastrongylidae.